Messenger RNA from Trametes versicolor FP-101664 SS1, 506 nucleotides. RefSeq names its product DUF1754-domain-containing protein. Gene Ontology annotation, cellular component: nucleolus. The transcript has 4 exons. The coding region runs from base 24 to 434 and encodes 136 amino acids. The record is from RefSeq and is a predicted model, not a curated record. Lineage: Eukaryota; Fungi; Basidiomycota; Agaricomycetes; Polyporales; Polyporaceae.
AACGACCACCACGCCCGCGGACCAUGUCUUCGGACUACGACUUCCGCCCUGGCGGCUCCCUCAAGCUCAAAGGAGGGGUCACCGAUGGUGGGAUUGUGAAGAAGAAGAAGAAAUCCAAGUCAAAGGACAAGGACAAGGAGAGAGCCAUCUCUCCUGGCGAGGAUCGGUUGAAGGCACUGGAGCGUGCUAUCAAAGAGGACGAUGUCAAUGCGGGCACUCCCUCCGGGAGUGGCCGCAACUCCCCUGCGAUCGUGGGCACUAGUGACCGGAAGACCGCCGCUGAGAAGAGAUUCGAGGAGGUGCAGAAGAAGAGGCUUGCGGAGAAGGUCGCGAGGUUGGCGAACAAGACCCACAAGGACCGCGUCAACGAGUUCAAUUCCAAGCUCGAGGCCCUCAGCGAGCACCACGACAUCCCCAAAGUCGGACCAGGAUAAGACGCGUCGAAUCAUGUACAAUUCUCCUCUUGUAUUUCUGUGUCGCCGUGGAAAUACAUCGCUUGCUUGCUA